Rodentolepis nana is the source of this 696-nucleotide messenger RNA. The record is from the annotation of a GenBank genome assembly. NCBI's taxonomy places the organism in Eukaryota, Metazoa, Platyhelminthes, Cestoda, Cyclophyllidea, Hymenolepididae.
AUGAAGAGAGCAGUGUCUGUCCAGACGUAUUGGAGGCCGAUGGCCAUGAGGCAUGAUUCACUCCAACAUACUGAUGGUCUGAAAAAACCCGCAGAGGUUUACGGGAGGAAUGACAUGCCAAGGAGUAAUUGUACACUGUGUGAAGGAGCCUUGGUGACCCAAAUACUGCUCGAGGAUGAUUGCGAUGCUGAUGCUGGUGGCUAUGACCAUGGAUAGGAAUCCUCCGACGAUGCAGACUACUAUACACCAACGAGGAAGCUGAGGCCCCAAGACCCAAUCGUGGAACUGGACGUCUCAAACUGCUCUCAUUCAAUCGAUCUCUCGAUCUUAAAGCCUUAGCAAUAAGCGUGGGUGAGCUGGCAAUGGAGACAAGUUGGGGAUUUGUGGUGUGAUGGAGAGCUGGUAAGGUUGCAUAGUUAGUGACCCCAUCCGUUUGACCAAUCACCUCAGUGUCGGAAGUCACUUCUCUAUCAUGUGGUCGUUCAUCACUCAUUCUAAUGGCCUGUUGAUGAUGUUGAGGAUUAUAGUUCGUAGGUCCAUUACUCGCAGCAAAAUUAGGAGCCGAUUGCUGCUGCUGCUGCUGAACUUGUUGGCCAGUAGUUGUCUGCUGCUGAGAUAGGUAGUUGAAAUUGACAUUGGCCGGCACUGGUUGUUGGUCCAUAGGACCUACAUUAACUCCGCUGGAGAUUGUAUUGA